Molecule: messenger RNA, 1688 nt
Organism: Plectropomus leopardus (leopard coralgrouper)
Lineage: Eukaryota; Metazoa; Chordata; Actinopteri; Perciformes; Serranidae
Gene: gabrb2a
Product: gamma-aminobutyric acid type A receptor subunit beta2a
Biological process (GO): monoatomic ion transmembrane transport
Cellular component (GO): membrane
Molecular function (GO): GABA-A receptor activity; extracellular ligand-gated monoatomic ion channel activity
Source: RefSeq, a predicted model, not a curated record
UGGAUGUGCGCUCUCCUCACUCGCAUCCCGAAACCGCCUCAAAAACUGUUGCGAUGGGGAGGAUCAGGAAAAACCACUUUGGGAUUUUGACUUUUUCUUUACUAGUGACUUUUGUCUGGGCUCAAAGCGUCAAGGAUAUCAAAGAUCCGAGCAAUAUGCCUCUGGUAAAAGAAACAGUGGACAGACUGAUGAAAGGAUACGACAUUCGGUUGAGGCCAGAUUUCGGAGGUGCGCCGGUGGCUGUGGGGAUGAAUAUAGACAUAGCCAGCAUAGACAUGGUCUCUGAAGUCAAUAUGGACUACACCUUGACGAUGUACUUCCAGCAAGCGUGGCGGGACAAGCGUCUGUCCUACUCUGAGAUCGCCUACAACCUGACUCUGGAUAACCGGGUGGCGGAUCAGCUGUGGGUCCCCGACACUUACUUCCUCAAUGACAAGAAGUCCUUCGUUCACGGCGUCACCGUCAAGAACAGGAUGAUCCGUCUCCACCCUGAUGGCACGGUGCUUUAUGGACUCAGGAUCACCACAACUGCAGCCUGCAUGAUGGACCUGCGCCGCUACCCUCUAGAUGAGCAAAACUGCACCCUGGAGAUUGAAAGCUAUGGAUACACGACAGAUGAUAUUGAAUUUUACUGGCGAGGUGGAGAUGGUGCUGUGUCCGGGGUCGACAGAAUAGAGCUGCCACAGUUCUCUAUCGUGGACUAUAAACUCAUCUCCAAGAAUGUGGUCUUCUCUACAGGUUCCUACCCCCGCCUGUCCCUCAGCUUCAAACUGAAGAGGAACAUUGGUUACUUCAUCCUGCAGACAUACAUGCCUUCCAUCCUGAUUACCAUCCUCUCCUGGGUCUCCUUCUGGAUCAACUACGACGCCUCGGCUGCCAGAGUGGCCCUGGGGAUCACCACGGUGCUGACCAUGACCACCAUCAACACCCACUUGCGAGAGACGCUCCCAAAGAUCCCCUACGUGAAGGCUAUUGACAUGUACCUGAUGGGCUGCUUUGUGUUUGUCUUCCUGGCCCUGCUGGAGUACGCAUUCGUCAACUACAUCUUCUUCGGCCAGGGCCCCCAGCGGCAGAAGAAGGCGGCUGAGAAAGCAGCCACGGCCAAUAAUGAGAAGCUGAGACCUGACCCCAACAAGUGGCUGGUGGGAAAUGUAGUUCAGAGAGAUGAUGCUCUGUAUGCCAGAAUGAAACAGAGGGAAAUUGACGCAUAUGACUCGAUGUGGGAUCCCAUCUUUGUGGACGAUGCCGCAUUAGGACUAGGCGAGCAAAGAAAUAAGAUGACUCCCGACGACAACAUCCUGUUCAGCACCCUGGAGAUGAAGAAUGAGAUGGGUGGUGGCGGGGAUCUGUCCCGGGGCCUUGGAGCACCCGGAGACCCCCGCAACACCAUGCUGGCCUAUGAUAGCUCGACACUGCAGUACCGCAGGGCAGCCAUGGCCCGCCAGAACUAUGGCCAUAGCGCCUUGGAGCGCCACGCCCAGAAGAAGUCGCGCCUACGGAGACGGGCCUCCCAGCUCAAGGUGAAUAUCCCAGACCUGUCUGAUGUGAACUCUAUCGAUAAGUGGUCCAGGAUGAUCUUCCCCACCGUCUUUUCCUUCUUCAACGUCGUCUACUGGCUCUACUACGUCCAUUAAACCUGGCGGCAUCCCGUGGCCAGCUUGUGGCGGGCAUGAAAAGAAGAGGGGGGA